CAGUGGGGGACCCCGGGAGCCAUGGGGUGCACGCGUGAUGCCAUCCUGGAUGCACUGGAGAACCUGACUGCAGACGAGUUCAAGAAGUUCAAGAUGAAGCUGCUUUCAGUGCCGCUGCGCGAAGGCUACGGACGCAUCCCACGGGGGACGCUGCUGCCCAUGGAUGCUGUGGACCUCACCGACAAGCUCGUCAGCUACUAUCUGGAGGCGUACGGUGCCAACCUCACGGCGCUCGUGCUUCGCGACGUGGGCAUGCAGGAGGUGGCGGAGCAGCUGCAGGAGACCUUGGGCAAGGGGGAAGGGACAGGCUCCAGCACCCACCCUGGUCCCAGCUCAUCCCCUCUCCUCCCUCCUGCCCCAGCACUGCACUUUGUGGACCAGCAUCGGACGGCCCUCAUUGCGCGGGUCACAGACGUGGAUGGGGUGCUGGACGCCCUGUACGGGAAGGUCCUGACAGAGCAGCAGUACCAGGCAGUGCGGGCGGAGCGCACCAAUCCUACCAAGAUGAGGACACUCUUCAGCUUUGCUCCAGCCUGGAACCUGACCUGCAAGGAUCUGCUCCUCCAGGCCCUGAGGGACACCCAGCCCUACCUGGUGGUCGACCUGAAGCAGAGCUGAGGCAUCUUCCCCAGCAGCAGUCCCACAGACAACCCCUGGCUGUUCCAGCCAUCUUACCUGGAGUCUCUGAUUUUUUUUUUUAUACACAAUAUAUGAAA
Messenger RNA from Balaenoptera ricei (Rice's whale), 716 nucleotides. RefSeq names its product apoptosis-associated speck-like protein containing a CARD. The record is from RefSeq and is a predicted model, not a curated record. Lineage: Eukaryota; Metazoa; Chordata; Mammalia; Artiodactyla; Balaenopteridae. The coding region runs from base 22 to 618 and encodes 198 amino acids. The transcript is spliced from 2 exons. Gene Ontology annotation, biological process: inflammatory response; innate immune response; regulation of apoptotic process.